Messenger RNA from Peromyscus maniculatus bairdii (prairie deer mouse), 859 nucleotides. Lineage: Eukaryota; Metazoa; Chordata; Mammalia; Rodentia; Cricetidae. The record is from RefSeq and is a predicted model, not a curated record.
AGACAGAGGGAGCAGGGCAGGCUCUCAGCAUGGGGGGUGGUGUCUGAACAGAGGAGUCCUCGCCCCCUCCUCCAACCUGGGGCGGGGCUGAGCAUCCAGCUAUAAACCCAGGGGGUGCGUCCUGGUCCUCAGAAGCGUCAGCCGCCCUCUACAGCAUCAGUGGACCCAGCCUUAGGUCACGCCACAAUGUCGGACACGGAAGAACAAGAUUACGAGGAGGAGCAGGCAGAAGAUGAGGAGGCGGUGGAGGAGGAAGCCCCCGAGGAGCCGGAGCCGGUGGCAGAGCGAGAAGAGCGCCCCAAACCCAGCCGGCCCGUGGUGCCUCCUUUGAUCCCCCCAAAGAUUCCAGAGGGCGAGCGCGUGGACUUUGAUGACAUCCACCGGAAGCGCAUGGAAAAAGACUUACUGGAGCUGCAGACUCUGAUUGACGUGCAUUUCGAGCAGCGGAAAAAGGAGGAGGAGGAACUUAUUGCGCUGAAAGAUCGCAUCGAGAGGCGUCGCGCAGAGAGAGCUGAGCAGCAGCGAUUCAGAACCGAAAAGGAGCGAGAGCGGCAGGCCAAGCUGGCGGAAGAGAAGAUGCGGAAGGAGGAGGAGGAAGCCAAGAAGCGGGCAGAGGAUGAUGCCAAGAAGAAGAAGGUCCUGUCCAACAUGGGGGCUCAUUUUGGGGGCUACCUGGUCAAGGUGAGUCUAGCCUGGGGAAGCCUGGGGUCUGCGUCUACAAGGAGGAGGAGGAGGGAAGGGAAGCUUCAGCGUGCUGGUUCUGAGGAGCAGGACUGAGCCUGUUCAGGGGUAGCGGUCACUUUAGAUAACACGUGGCCAUCUGCUGAAUGUCUCUAUCCCCUUCCGUUCACAAAGCCUU